UUGACACGAAAAGUUCAGAUACCAACAAUUUGUAAGAUAAAGGACACCAACGAAAUCAUUGGAGGCUUUAAUCCUAUGGAUUGGUACAGUGCACCGGCUCCUGGAACUUAUAGUAAAACACGGAGGAGUUUUAUAUUUUCGCUCAAUCUGAAAGAUUUGAACAAAUCAGUUUUCAGUAAAGUGAUCGAUGACAAGCAUGCGAUAUUUCAGCAUAGAGACUUUGGUCCAUCCUUUGGUUUAAAUAAAGGCGACCUGAAGUUGUAUAGCAUGAAUAAUAAAUUGUGUAGUUGUUCCAAAGUAAGUUACGAAAAGAAGAUUAGAAAAGUAAUUACGGAAUUUGCCUUGGAAGAAUAUGAAGUUUGGAAGGUAGUUACUGUAGCUGCUUCAUAA
Messenger RNA from Acaulospora morrowiae, 390 nucleotides. NCBI's taxonomy places the organism in Eukaryota, Fungi, Glomeromycota, Glomeromycetes, Diversisporales, Acaulosporaceae. The record is from the annotation of a GenBank genome assembly.